CCACAGAGAAUGCAAAUGGCCAGUGGAGAUGCUCGUACGGAUCAAGCACACCUGUUGGAGUUGAAGAAGGCGCACGUUCGUGAUCUGGGCGGAAUCUUGAAGGCAAUAUCGUUUUGUGAGUUCAUAUUUCAGAGCGGUACAUUUCAAGCGACACCUCAAGGGAUGCGCAUCAUUGUGGACGACAACCACUGUGAGCAAGCGAUCGCUUAUCUUUCAAACGAUUUAUUUUCGUGCUUCAACUUACGUGAGCAGACUGUACUUUUCCGAGUGCCACUAAAUGUGAUCAAUGAAUGCAUAGGAAUGCAUACGGGCUCGGGUGCAACGUUAAAGAUGACGUAUGAUGGAUUUGGUGAACCACUGAAGUUAAUUCUUGAGGAAGAUGGCAUUGUUGUUGAUAUGAGUGUACAGACUCUAGACACUCAAGAAGUAAGGUUUCUUCGGUCGUUUUUUUCAGUGCCUAAGAUAUUCUUCGCAAUUCAAGGUACUCGAUUUUGA
Molecule: messenger RNA, 495 nt
Organism: Cylicostephanus goldi
Lineage: Eukaryota; Metazoa; Nematoda; Chromadorea; Rhabditida; Strongylidae
Source: the annotation of a GenBank genome assembly